Messenger RNA from Penicillium cinerascens, 642 nucleotides. Its product is annotated as amidohydrolase family protein. Gene Ontology annotation, molecular function: hydrolase activity; carboxy-lyase activity. Bases 1 to 642 code for a protein of 213 amino acids. Gene Ontology annotation, biological process: secondary metabolic process. The transcript has a single exon. Gene Ontology annotation, cellular component: cytoplasm; cytosol. Lineage: Eukaryota; Fungi; Ascomycota; Eurotiomycetes; Eurotiales; Aspergillaceae. The record is from RefSeq and is a predicted model, not a curated record.
AUGGCAUCAAAAUCUAGCUCGGGCGUUGGAUCGAUCAACACUCCAGGCCCCGGCACUCACUAUCUCCGCCCGGAACUUCACGACUUGAAAAUCAUCGGAGUCGAGGAACAUGUUGUUUUCCCCAAAUUGACGGCACGAAUUCCUGAAAAGGUUCUGGCUGUGCAUGCCAAACGUGUGUUUGGACAACUUGUUGACCACGAGGCCAUGGCGUACGCCGGUGGCAGCUCCACCGAAACCGGAGCGCAACGGCUUCAAGACAUGAAUGAAGGCGGCAUCGCAAUGCAAAUACUCAGUCUGGCGGGGCCAGUCAAUUGUAUGCAGAUGGAGCCGGAACCUGGCCUUGCUUUGGCGCGAGACAUAAACAACGAACUGAAAAGGGCCGUCGACGCGCAUCCCGACCGAUUCAAAGCCCUUGCGGAUUUGCCUUUCCAUGCGCCGAAACUAGCUAUUGAAGAGCUUCGCCGCAGCGUGCAGCAACUGGGCUUUGUUGGAGCGAUGAUGGCCGGCUCGGUCGGAUGUACUGGCAAGUUCCUCGACGACCCUGAGUUCGACGAUCUCUUGUCGGAAUUUGAGGCGCUCGAUGUCCCUCUGUAUCUCCAUCCUGGUAUUGCACCUCCUGCUGUGAUUGACACCUACUAUUAA